Messenger RNA from Amphimedon queenslandica, 1427 nucleotides. RefSeq names its product G patch domain-containing protein 8-like. Lineage: Eukaryota; Metazoa; Porifera; Demospongiae; Haplosclerida; Niphatidae. Gene Ontology annotation, molecular function: nucleic acid binding. The record is from RefSeq and is a predicted model, not a curated record. The transcript has 8 exons. Gene Ontology annotation, cellular component: nucleus. The coding region runs from base 38 to 1366 and encodes 442 amino acids.
CUGCGUUCCUGACCAGUGACCACAUCCUCUAAACAAAAUGGCGGCUAAGUUCACUAGAUUUUCUGAGAAAAGGGACACGACAGCCUCUGAUGUUACCUCUUACGAUGAUGCUGUGGAUGGUAUAGAACCUGAUGAAAGUGCUGGUCUUCACAUUCCCAUUCCUAAAAAUAAUAUGGGGUUCGUGUUGAUGCAAAAGAUGGGUUGGUCUACCAGCGGAGGGCUGGGAAAGAAUGAACAAGGUAGGAAGGAUCCAAUACCAUUAGAGCUAAAGGGAGACAACAUGGGCCUUGGGAGAUUCCAGAUGGAGUUGGACUUAGCAUCUGAAGCAACAGAGAAAAGGAAACAAUUAGAGAUUGAGAAGGAGCUCACACCAGGCCUCAUUGAUAAAUAUAAGGCGCAGGUUGCUAAGGAGCUGGCUAUAGCUGACGCAACACAAGAAUUACGGAAGACCUAUCAUUGCGAGUUAUGUGAGAAGCAGUAUAACAAAUAUUCAGAGUAUGACAAUCACCUCAACUCUUAUGACCACCAUCACAGACAGAGACUUAAAGACUUGAAGCAGUUUGAGACUGGCCUAAAGACUAAGACACCCAAGGGGACAGCAGAGGAGAUCCAGCAGAAGAAAGCAUCGUUGAAAGCUGUUGCUAAAGAGAGGGCACAAAUGAAAGUGGAAAGAUACCAGCAAUUAUUAGAGGGUGGUGACCUCCCUGGAUUUAAGCCAAUGGACUUUAGAAAAAAACGUCAAUCCUCUUCAUCUUCCGGUGCUUCUGCAGUCAAACCUGUGGUUGAUGUGGCAGCUAUGAUAGAGAGCAGAGAAGCUAUUGUUUCUGCUCUUCGUAAGAGAAAGAGUGAAGAGAUAGCGGAAUCGGAGAGAAAGAUAGCUGAGAAGAAAGGACGACUGGCGAAAUAUGGCGUCAAGUUUCAGUCAGCUGGUCACUUGGCAACAAUCGGGAGUGAAGAGAUGUCCUCUUAUCAAUCGAAUAUUCUCAGUACGAGUCUCCAGCCGUCCACCACCUCCUUGGAAUCCACAGCAACGUCUUCAAGUGGGUUGUACGCUGGUCGCUUUGUGUCCGCCGGAGAAAUGAAAGAGAUAAAAGAAGGAGAGGAAGAGAGAGAGAAAAGAUUAUCUGAACUGCCUCAGGCUUCGGGUCGUAAAGCUGAAUUGCAUAUGGCCGCUGCAAAGAAGGAGGAGAAGGAAGAGAGAGAGGAAGAGAGCGAUGAUGAUGAUGAGGAGGAAGACUUUACUUUGUGUGCUAGGAAGAGAAUAUUAAGAGACAAGGAAGAGAAGGAAAAGAAAAAUAACCAGAAGAAGCAGUCGAAACAAAUGACACUUAAAUUAACAGAUAAAUAUGAGAGCUACUACUACUAAUGUUAAUGUGAAUUAAUUAUUAUUUUUAACGCAAGAGAAACAAGUAUAAAAAUCCUAGCAG